Molecule: messenger RNA, 4337 nt
Organism: Etheostoma cragini (Arkansas darter)
Lineage: Eukaryota; Metazoa; Chordata; Actinopteri; Perciformes; Percidae
Gene: cnih2
Product: cornichon family AMPA receptor auxiliary protein 2
Exons: 7
Coding region: 1406-1906 (166 amino acids)
Biological process (GO): vesicle-mediated transport; regulation of AMPA receptor activity
Cellular component (GO): synapse; dendrite
Source: RefSeq, a predicted model, not a curated record
AAGAAAGAGGAGUAAAGAAAGAAAGAAAGAAAGGCAAAUGAGAAAAGGGGGAGAUAAAGGUGGACUAAUUAACUUAUGACUUCUGAGGGAUGUGGAGAUUUUUGCUUAUGAAGAGAAGAAAUUUCUAUGUCAGAGUAAAUGCGACUCAAAAUGUAGAUACUGCAGGUUUCUGUAAAUUCCCCCCCUUCCCCCCCCCCACCCGAGAAUUUAUUACCCUGCACGUCAGCAUAGACAAAUCUCAAUGAUUUUGGAGAAAUCUGAGGGAUGCGUCUGAGGGAAAGAUGCAGAGCAGAGAAUUGUGACAUGCUGCCGACCCAAAUUGACAGAGACAAGGACAGAUUGGACUGCUCGGUGGCAGACACGUCUCCAACCAGACACAGGUAUUCUCUCGUCAAUAUUGAGAUCGGUCAAGAUAUUUAUCCAUUCUAACUCAAACUAUCUUAUUUAUUGUACUCUGAUCUUGUAUUUGUAAUAUAAUCCUCUUGGAUGUGUGAUAUUGGCUUUAUAAUGUUAAAUAGCUGUUUCGUUUGAAACCUGAUUCCAAUAUUUGCUGCCUCUUUGGUCUGUACUUAUUUUAUACUACAUUAUUUUAUUGCCAAAUCACCUGCAAUUUGCGUUGUCAGAAUACAAACUAACUGUCUAAUGUGCAAAGCAAUACCUUGUGUAUUUAGCAAACAAUCAGAUUGAUGUGGGGAUUAAUUAUUUACCCAAAAUGUAAGUAAUAUACCAAGAGACUGUCUCUGUAAAUUAUAACUCGCAGAUGAUCUGCAAACGGUUGUUUACAACUGUGUUAAGUGUGAUUUAGAUAUAUGCGUCAUUAAUGGUGUUCUUGAUUCAGAGCAACAGAUGAACUGAAAGCCAUACGACAAACUACUGAAGUGUAACAAGCCAUAACCAUCUUAGACCAUAAUAAUCCUCAGCGUUUUUAGUAUCGACAAGAAUCCUGUGCUUCUGCUGUCAGCGUGUCACUCAGACACUUUGAGGCUUGCCUUGCUGUGAGCAAUUCAAAAUGUGCAGGCUUUGUCUAAAAAGAAAGUACAUGGAGGAGGAGGAAAAGGAGACAGACAUCUUGACUGUGAGAGACUAAAAAAGAGCAUCAAGCCAACGAGAGACAACUGUGGCUGUCAACAGACAAAUAAGUGCUUCCUAAAUCAAAUAAUUAACUUAGUGGUUGUGCUGCUGUCACACAAAAAGAGACAAAGACAUGAGUGGAAGACCAGAAAGCCAAGCAGGUUAUUGAUUGUUACUAAAACUGCUCUACCUACCUGGACAACACAGACUCCACCUCGCAUCGGAGGGGGAAAACAGACAAUAACCUCCACUAAAAGGAGGGAGGGCGAUCGCCAGAUAGAGAAAGAGAGCAGGGGAGAAAUCCCCUCUCUCUCUCUCGGCCCAUCUCGUCGCCAUGCUGGCGGACUCUGCCGUGGCAUUCACCUUUGCGGCCUUCUGCUACAUGCUCACCUUGGUGCUGUGCGCUGCUCUCAUCUUUUUUGUCAUAUGGCAGAUCAUUGCAUUUGAUGAGCUUCGCACAGACUUCAAAAACCCCAUUGAUCAGAGCAAUCCCACCAGAGCGAGGGAAAGGAUUCUAAACAUUGAAAGAAUCUGCAACCUUCUCCGCAAAUUGGUGGUACCGGAGUACUCCAUCCACGGGCUCUUCUGCCUGAUGUUCAUGUGUGCUGGAGAGUGGGUCACACUUGGCCUAAAUAUCCCGUUGCUCUUCUACCAUCUGUGGAGGUUUCUUCAUCGGCCAGCUGACGGGUCAGAGGUCAUGUAUGAUCCCGUCAGCGUGAUGAACGCCGACAUUCUCAAUUACUGCCAGAAGGAGUCCUGGUGUAAGCUGGGUUUUUAUCUGCUCUCUUUCUUCUAUUAUCUCUACAGCAUGGUCUAUGCCUUGGUGAGCUUCUAACAGACAGGAUGUCAGGAAGAACAAAAAGAAGUAUGUGGAAUAAAUGGAGACAUCCACUUUUCCUCUCCUUAUGUAUCCUUCCCAUCACUGGCCUUGGUUUUCAACAACCUAAACCUGGACCAAACAAGAAGACCAAUCUGUGUGAUAAUGCAAAUGUAAAGGCCUCCAAUCAAUUAUAUCCCUUCGAACUUAGACUGCUGUUGGACAACUGGACACAGUUUUGAAGGAUUGAAACGAAACAGAAAGAGGACGCAGCAGGUGUGUUGCCUUUGAACCAUCAUACAAAUUAACAAUAUAUUUCUGAAGGGCUGGAGCUUUCCCAUACUGCGCUUGCUGAUCCAGUUGCUCAACUCACUGUGAAUGUCCAAACACUUAGGGACUGGAAAAUAACAAAAUGUGUCUGUAUUCUUUGACUUUGAGGAUUAUUGUGGUAUCAUUCAAUGUAUUUGGGAUGAUAGACACCUCGAAUAUCAAACCACUGCUUUGAUUGUGGUACAACUGGAAGAAACAGGUUAAAUUGUACAGGAGGACUUUACACUGUAAGAAAUGCAGAAGGCCUGGCAGGGGAAUAAGAGUUUGGUGUGUGCACUUUUAACCAGGAUAGAGAUAAAGCAUAGACCAACAAAACUUCUCCUUGACGCCAGCCUCUGCCAAAAGUCAAUUUCCAUACUGUAACAAAAACAAGGAAUUAACCAUAAGUUUGACUGCAAAGGUCAAUGCUUGUAAUGUGUUAUCAAAAUAAGUAUGUCCAUAGCUGUGAGGGCGUAUCUCCUACUAGGUUCCUGCUUUUCAAAGAGCAUCAUGCUCAGACAUUUAUGCCAAAAGUUUAUGUCUGGAAAAACAUUGUGCCAAAUUAAAUUAAAUAGGAUAAGUGAAAAGAAAAGUGACAAUGCAGUAUCUUCAUGUAUGGGCAAAGGCACUGUUGUGUCUUUUUCUUCACUUACUGUAACACAUUUCUUUUUGUUACAAUGCUUUUUUCUUGAUAAAAAUAGAAAGAAACUUAAUUCUGUUGAUUUUUAGUGUGCAGGGAGCGCCUUAUUCCUAUUUCCAGUUUACUCUUACUCAUCUGCAUCUAUACUAUAGUCAUUUUAGCACAGAAACCUUUUCUCUAAUCCGAGGUAGAAUAUAGAAAUUUCAUGUACAAAAGCAAUUAAAAACAGCAAACUAUCAAUGUGAUAUGAUAUUCAGUGUAUGUAUUAGUGAGUGGGACACAAGAGGCAGAUGAUACAAUAAUAACUCUAUGACAACGUUUCCGUUAUUUCAGAAGUGUAAAAAUAUGAAAGUCAUCUUAACACAUCUACUAUCAUACAGUUUCAGAAGGGACAGGCGUAAGAUGUUGCUGAUGACCAAAAUCUGUAACAGCGAAGCCUGUCCUGAGCUGGAGCUGCCUUUACUAUCAUGUGUUCAUCAGUUUGAUCUAUUAGUAGAUAAGUGAUGGUUCAAAUGUGUGAUUUUAAUCAAUAGAAAAACAAACAAAGAGAACAAACUGUGAUGUUCGUCAUACACCGGCUUUACAUGUAAUAAAUGGGAGUAAUGACACAUCUGGUAUAUAAGCUGUGGGACUCACUUAGGAUAAAAAGGUCUUAUUGAAGCUUACUGAAGUAGUUUCGAAUUAUUUCAAAAGACUUCCAACUAAAACACAAAGAUAUGACACUAGUUGCGUCAGUGAUAUUAAGUAUUUUUUUAUUCUUCAACAGGCAAAACUUAAAUAGAGAACACAGAAUAUUCAAGAUUAUUGCUAAUACUACACAAAUAAUUUAGCUGUACAUUUUGAGUCUGUUAGCACGGGCGUCGGACUGGGAGGGGGGGGGGGCUAGAAGAAGCUAGAAUAGAUUUCUAAUUUCUACAGGGCCCAGAAUAAUAUGCUACGUCCCUAUAUGUCAAUAAUAUUAAUAACAUAUUAAUGAGCUUUAACUACGUUUCAAUAGAAAGCAACUAUGGAUAACAACAUGAAUCAAAUAGCAACAGGCUGACAUUCUAUUUUUAGUUAGUAUCAAUAAAUCCCAUGAAAUGACUAAAACCAACAAUGUGUUCCUAUUCUGGACUUCCCUAUUCUGUCUGUGGCACUCAGCUCCAAUCUGCUUCUACUACAGCUUAAAAAAACGAUUACAAGUUUACUGUGUAAUCGUAAAAGUUAACUCAUUUCCUCAAACAGCUGGGAACUGUACUUUUUUUUCAGGAAAUGUCACUCUCAGAAGACUAAAUAGAGUGUUUCUUUGGGACUAUUUUCAGCCGGGGAUUGAUACAUGUUUCUGCAAUCAUGAGAAUUUACAGCUGCAGGACGGUGUUUGUUAUAGAAUAUAGAUUAUAGAAUACCACAAGUAUUAUCUUUUAAACAAGAGUUUUAUUCCCAAUCAAAAUAAUGUUCAAAAUUCAUCUGUAGUGACUGAUUCAUACAGUACAUUACAUGUGUAAAGUACACCAAUAAAAA